Messenger RNA from Gekko japonicus, 834 nucleotides. RefSeq names its product C-type lectin domain family 5 member A-like. The transcript has 7 exons. Bases 92 to 673 code for a protein of 193 amino acids. The record is from RefSeq and is a predicted model, not a curated record. NCBI's taxonomy places the organism in Eukaryota, Metazoa, Chordata, Lepidosauria, Squamata, Gekkonidae.
AGAGGACUGGGCGGUGUUUCUUCUCUUUUUGUCUUUUGAAGAGCCGAAGGCGGUUUGGAAGAGCGAUCCUCUCUGCUCCUGAUUGGUCAAUAUGGGUUGGCGGCAAGUGACUCCUGGAAUCAUCCUCGUGUUGGUCAAACUUAUUGGGACAUCCCUCUUUGUCACUUUCAUUCCACAGAUCUUCCCCAGAGGGAACUUCAGUUUUGUUUCUGAGGAGAAUGGUACAGUUCCACAGACCCCCCCAAGUCUGACUCUGACUGAAGGUCUCACGACUACUACGCCUGUGGAAAUCACAACAGCAGUCCAGCUUCCAAGUCUAAGAUGGGAACGUUUUGGAAGAAGUUCAUAUGGGUUUUCGGAAUACAUGCUCGCCUGGAGUUCCAGCCACUUAGAAUGCCAGGAAUUGAGCUCAGAUCUGGUGAUCAUCAAUGAUGAAGAAGAAAUGGAAUUUCUUCAAAAUAGAACAAGAAAUGCUGACUAUUUCAUUGGACUGGAAUAUCCAGAUAACGGCAAUAAAUGGUUUUGGCAUGACGGCACAGAACCCAGGGCAGAUUUAUUUAUUAUGAAACCCAACAAUGAGAACAAACAGUGUGCAACACUGAGAGGCAGAGAACUGAGUCCGGCAUCGUGUUUUAAGGCAAACCGUUGGAUCUGUGAGAAGAAAAAUGGAUAAUUCGUCAGAUAGACAAAAGCCAAAGCACCAACAGAACAGCAGGAGCCGCAUGCACAUUUGUUCUUGCCUAUUAAAAUGGAGUCUUAUGAUGUUAUUCACAAUUCAUCAUCAUCAUUACCAUCAUCAUCAUCGUUGUGGUCAGGGCUCUUUUGUAGAAAAAG